This is a messenger RNA of Dioszegia hungarica, 2841 nucleotides long. RefSeq lists its product as uncharacterized. The transcript has 8 exons. The record is from RefSeq and is a predicted model, not a curated record. Gene Ontology annotation, molecular function: metal ion binding. Lineage: Eukaryota; Fungi; Basidiomycota; Tremellomycetes; Tremellales; Bulleribasidiaceae. The coding region runs from base 1 to 2841 and encodes 946 amino acids.
AUGACCGACCCCGUCGCCCCCGCGCCCCCUCCAAGCAUCACACCCAACAAGAACCUCCUCGGUCUAGGUCUAAGUAGCGCCUCGUCCUCUCCCCGCUCGACCCCUCCAACCAUCGGCUCAUCACUCAUCGACUACCCUCACCUCGGUCACUACAUAUUCCAGCUUCUCGCCUCCCUCCAGACCUCACCGCCCAAGACCAGUCAACAUCCUUUGAGCGUAUCAAGCUCAGGAGAAUCCGACGAUGAUCACUCUCCGCCUGAGAGUAGGGAUGAGCGCGAGGGGUCUGCUAAUGGCGGGAAUGGGGGCUUGUCGAGCCAGCCAGCUCCUGGUUCGGCCUCGAGGCGAGGGAGUAAGGUCGACGUGGACAAGGAUAGUCUUGUGAGGAAGGUCGUGGAGCUUCUCGAUGAGGAGAUGGAGGAGGAAGUCAAGGAGGUGCUCAAGCCGUAUAUGGGCGAACUGGCCAAGGACGACAUCCUGAUGGAGCAAGUAUGCCUUGACUGCAUGCAUCGGAGACGAGAUGACCAAGAAAAGCGCCCGUACCAGCCCCAUCUCACCCCCACCCGCCCGCGCAUCACGCCCACCGUUUCCUCCAGUACCCUCCGACCUUACACUCCCACCCGUCUCCCCUCAUACCGCGGCGCCACGCCUCUCGGUCGACCCCAAUCCCCCGUCCCGUCCGGCGCACAGACUCCCACGCUACCCGGCGCCUACCCUGGUCCAUCCAUGCUUCGCUCCGAAUCCAGCCCCAAGCUGUCAUCCUCGGUCAACACUUCUCCGACCGCCACAGCGGCUGUGCUCAGUGCCAAAGCGUCGGCGUUCAAUCCAUCACCCCGCCUCCCCAACGCUCCGCCCGAGCCGCCCCGGACCGCUUCGCCCUUCAUGAAUGGCUCCACCAUGUCGCGGACGGGUAGCAGCAGGGGCAUCGCCGCUCCACUCUUCAGCGACCAGUCGUCCCCGUUUCACUCCCCCCUCGGGACGCCCAACAAGGGGACUAUCAAAAUGCCGGACGUCUUUUCGUUCACCAAUCUGUCUCGCCCUUCUCUGUCCCGGACCAGCAGUAUCAAGGGCAUCAUCCCGGAUGAUGACGAGGACGACGAGUUCUCGCCCUUCGGCACCAUCCCCACUCUCAAGCAUCCGGAGUUCAGCGGCAGCUCGGGUGGGCUGCGUAUGUCUGCCAAGUCAUUCGAGCCAGGCCGCAUCGACAUGGACGGGCACUUUGACUCGUCCUCCACCCUAUCGUCUUCUAUGCCACACUCGGACUCAUCCCGUGGCUCCCUCGACUCGCAGAAUGAAGACAUGGACGGCGUCGAGGCCGGAACAGGCAUGACACCCCUCGACGUUCUACAUUCCGUCUUCACCUCGGUCCCCAAAGCGGAGUUGGAGUCUGCCCUCCACUCGGCAGGGUAUGACUUUGAAGGCGCGAUGGCGAUCCUCGUCUCGCAGUAUACGCUCCCGCGAUCCGGCGCGUCCACCCCGCAUCGGACCGCCUCGCCCCGCCCGCUCCUUCUGGGUGUGGGCUCGAGGGGGGCAGUACAGACCGCUCAUCACGCGCCGAGCGGGGGAUACUUCGAUCGAGGUGGGAGAAGCUUCCAGAGUGGGCCGCCGCAGCAGACGUUCGGGAGUCAGGGGGGUGGGAGUGGGAUUAGGACGCCGGGCGGGCUGAGAAUGUGCAGGUAUUUCUUGGCGGGCGAGUGUAGGCGGUCAGAUUGUCGAUUCAGCCAUGAUCUGGAUCGAGCGCUGUGUCGGUUCUGGCUUCGCGGUAAUUGCGCCAAAGGGCCGAAUUGCGAAUUCCUGCAUCAGCUCCCGCCCAACAUGCCCUCAUUCGAUCCUCGCGAAUUGUCCAGCGCAAUGUCCCGCCUCGAACCCUUCUCGGACGGAUCCUAUCGGCACAGUCCCGCCGGCACGCCGACCGAGGAAUUCCCCGACCUCAUGGGCGCCCGCGCUAGAAACAACACCCGCUUCGACCCCAGUCGGAACCGCUUCGCAAAUGCACUGAAACGGCCGGUACCCAUGCAGCCUAACCAGCUGUCGCACGUCCAGAUCACUGGCGCUCGAAUGGGUCUCGCUCCGCCCCAAGCUUCAGCCUCUGGGACAGAUAGAUUACCUGCUUCGGUCGUCCCCCUCCCGCGGCCAUCCACUCGGAUCAAGCUUCGCCCGCCUACCCUCAUGCCGACGCUCAAGACCGGUACGGCUGCAAACGAGCAAUACAUGAACUCUCGUCAAACGGCCCUUCGCCUUGGACACGCCCGGAACGCCUGCCUAGCGCGCGCCGCGGACGCCUUCCGCCGAGGAGACGGCGCGGCGGCCAAGCGAUUCUCGCGCGAGGGCAAAUCGCUCAAUGAGAAGAUGACGACCGAAUCGGCCGAGGCGGCUUUACAGCUCGUCAAGGAGCGUCGGGUCGAUGCGCAGCGGGCAGUAAGGGAGCGGGAUGGCGCGUGGUCUGACGACCCCAUGGAUCGGAGCGAGCGGGGUAAGGUCGCCGGUGGUGGACUGGGUGUUAUUCUAGGUGUGGCAGCGCGGAGCCGGGUGGGCGCGGGCGGGGCAGCUGGACAAGGGCAGAGCGGGGACGAGCGGAUGGAAGCGCUGUUGGAUCUGCAUACCCUACAUGGGGCCGAAGGGGUGGAGGUGUUGGGCCAGUUCUUGUCCGAGUUGGAGCGGGAGAAUUAUCGUGGAUUGACGUAUAUCCUCAUUGGGGAAGAAAAGCACGUGGGGAUGCAGGAUCCCCUAAGGGGAGCGAGCAAGACUCGGCUCGGGACCAGUAUUAAGAGCUGGUUGACCGAGUGGGGGUAUGCGUGGAUGGAGGGCGCGGGGUGGGUCUGUGUGGAUAGUUGUCGGUAUUAG